Labrus mixtus (cuckoo wrasse) is the source of this 1315-nucleotide messenger RNA. RefSeq names its product uncoupling protein 2 (gene ucp2). Gene Ontology annotation, cellular component: mitochondrial membrane. Lineage: Eukaryota; Metazoa; Chordata; Actinopteri; Labriformes; Labridae. Bases 350 to 1288 code for a protein of 312 amino acids. The transcript has 8 exons. Gene Ontology annotation, molecular function: oxidative phosphorylation uncoupler activity. The record is from RefSeq and is a predicted model, not a curated record. Gene Ontology annotation, biological process: mitochondrial transport; mitochondrial transmembrane transport; response to cold.
GUAACAACGGCUGUACUUUAAGAGGAGCCACUCUGCUCCAGACCACUGCAUGCUUUCCAUUCACUGAAUCGUUUGGAUAUUGUCAACCUAAGAGGCAUAUUACCCCGACAUUUGAACUUCCACAAAAUCAAAAGGAUUUGUAGUAUGAUUUUAAGGUUCAUCGCUUCUGAAAAACCUUCUAUGGAAAAACAAGGAAAACAAUUUAUAACUGGGACCAAAUUCAGCCAGAGGGACACCUUUAGAGAAUCCUGAUCUCUAAUGUUUUUGUCCUAAUCUGCUCCAAUAAAGAUUUUGGAGGAGUUCCUUUCCCUGUCCACAUUAAUAAGCCACUUCUAAAUCAUAUUGAAAAAUGGUUGGAUUUGGACCUGCAGAUGUGCCUCCAUCAGCAGCUGUGAAGUUUGUAGGAGCAGGAACUGCAGCUUGCAUUGCUGACCUGUUCACUUUUCCACUUGACACAGCCAAAGUGCGGCUACAGAUCCAAGGAGAGUCCAGAUCUUCGGCUGCUGAAGGAAAGCAGUCUGCAGUGAAGUAUCGUGGAGUGUUUGGCACCAUCACCACCAUGGUGCGCACAGAGGGGCCCAGGAGUCUUUACAGUGGACUGGUAGCAGGGCUGCAGAGACAGAUGAGCUUUGCCUCCAUCCGCAUUGGUCUCUACGACUCUGUAAAACAGUUCUACACUAGAGGCUCUGAUCACGUUGGUAUCGGCAGCCGGCUGCUUGCAGGAUGUACCACUGGCACGAUGGCUGUUGCUUUGGCUCAGCCUACAGAUGUGGUGAAAGUUCGCUUCCAGGCUCAGGCCAGGUCUCCUGGGCAUGCCAGGCGCUACUGUAGCACUAUCAAUGCUUACAAGACUAUAGCAAAGGAGGAAGGUGUUCGUGGUCUGUGGAAAGGAACAGCUCCAAACAUUGCAAGAAAUGCAAUUGUUAACUGCACCGAGCUGGUGACGUAUGAUUUCAUUAAGGAUACGCUGAUUAAGUCUACUCCCCUCACAGAUAAUCUGCCCUGCCACUUCUUAUCAGCCUUCGGUGCAGGGUUAUGCACAACAGUGAUUGCCUCUCCUGUUGAUGUGGUCAAGACGAGAUACAUGAAUGCUGCUCUCGGCCAGUACAGCAGUGUCCUCAGCUGUGCUUCUGCCAUGAUGAGAAAGGAGGGACCACUUGCUUUUUAUAAGGGGUUUGUGCCUUCUUUCUUACGCCUAGGCUCCUGGAACGUGGUGAUGUUCGUAACAUACGAGCAGCUGAAACGGGCCAUGAUGGCAGCAAGUCACAACUGUACAACCACGCUGUAACCGUUAUUGAACAGAUGAAAGGCUGGU